This is a messenger RNA of Dromaius novaehollandiae (emu), 1218 nucleotides long. It is a transcript of the gene CGA, whose product is annotated as glycoprotein hormones, alpha polypeptide. Bases 539 to 952 code for a protein of 137 amino acids. Gene Ontology annotation, cellular component: extracellular region; follicle-stimulating hormone complex. Gene Ontology annotation, molecular function: follicle-stimulating hormone activity. The record is from RefSeq and is a predicted model, not a curated record. Gene Ontology annotation, biological process: thyroid hormone generation; positive regulation of steroid biosynthetic process. The transcript has 5 exons. Lineage: Eukaryota; Metazoa; Chordata; Aves; Casuariiformes; Dromaiidae.
CGGGCUCGGGCUCGGGCUCGGGCUCGGGCUCGGGCUCGGGCUUGGCUUGGCUUGGCUCGGCUCUGCGCAGGCUGCUUCCCCCUCGCUGGCUGGCCUUGUGGGGAGCUGAGCUGCUGCUUUCCCUGGGUGCCUGGGUGGGUUAGUUUGUGCCUGGUUUUGUCCUGAGGCCACCUUGUAUCCUGGGAGUGCUGAGCAUGUGCUGGGCCAGCGGGGGCUGGUGCUGCUGCUGCUGCUGCCGGGCUUUUAGCCUCUGUGACUGUAGUUGGAAGUGAGAAGUGUGACUUUGCUCUUUGGGUGAAGCCGUUGAGAUUUGGGUGCUCUAGAGGCCUUUGCUGCUCCUUGGCCCUGGGGCUGGUCAGGGCCCCCUCUCAUGUGCUGGAAAAGUGGCACUACCUGUUUCUUGUGUACUGUUGGAAGCUGAGGUGUGUGAUGGAAUGGAUGCUGUUUGGAAUGGGAAAGAGAAGAGGUUCCUCUGAGAUGGCAGAGCUGUUUCUGCAAGUGUAGACAACCAUAGUGACAGCACUGAAUAUGCAAAAACAUGAAGACACAGCUGGGCCUGGUCAUAACACUAAGCCUAAAGAGAAGAAUCAUGGAUUACUAUGGGAAGUAUGCAGCUGUCACUUUGGCCAUUUUGUCUGUAUUUCUGCAUCUUCUUCAUUCUUUCCCAGAUGGAGAGUUCCUCAUGCAGGGUUGUCCAGAGUGCAAGCUGGGAGAGAACAGAUUCUUCUCAAAGCCAGGAGCACCCAUUUACCAGUGCACUGGAUGUUGUUUCUCACGGGCCUAUCCCACUCCAAUGAGGUCAAAGAAGACAAUGCUGGUUCCUAAGAACAUUACGUCAGAAGCAACGUGCUGUGUAGCAAAGGCUUUUACAAAGAUUACCCUUAAGGACAAUGUGAAGAUAGAGAACCAUACAGAUUGUCACUGCAGUACCUGCUACUAUCAUAAAUCCUAAAGCUGUCCCUUUGUUAAUGAUCAAGGAUAACGGUGAAUGGAAUAUUUGUUUUUCGGCUUCUAUAGCACUACUGUGUAAAAUCUUACAUUUUCUGGUCAAGACAUUAAGUAGACCUUCCAAUAAGAUGGAUGGCUGUUUUAUUUUCUCUUUGCUUCUUCAUGCAUUUAAGUAAGCUUGAUUAUUUCCAUUAGGGAUAAAAUACAGCACUUGCAUGACAACCACAGGCUUGAUCUAUUUUUAAAAUAAAUUGUCAGUUAAAUCAUCAA